AUGUCUGGCCGCUUCGUUUCCGGCGGGACGAUCAGCAGCGGCGGCGGCGGCGCCGCGGACAACGACUCAAAUGACACAAGCACCACGGCUGCUGCCGCCGCCUCUUCUGUAGCAGCGAGAGAGCCGCUGGCGAAGAAGAAGAGCGUGGUGGAAUGGGAGGCGGUGCAGCGGGAGCUUGAGGAGGAGAGGAGGAAGAGGGAGCGGGCGAGGGCGGAGUUGGCGGGGGAAGCAGGGGGACAGCAGCAGCAGAGCUUGUAUGAUAUAUUGCAGGCGAAUAAAGCGGCGAAACAGGCGGCGUUUGAGGAGCAGAAUAAGCUCAAGAAUCAGUUCCGUGCGCUGGACGACGAUGAGAUUGAGUUCUUGGAUGAAGUGAGGGCGAGGGAAAAGGCUGAGGAGGAGCGUGCGAGGAGGGAGAUUGAGGAGGGGCUGAAGGCGUUUCGGGAGAGGCAGAAGAGCACGGGUAGUGGUGGCGCUGGUGGUGGUAGCGGUGGAGAUGGAUCUUUGACGGCGAGCGAGGAUAUGGGAGGUGGAGGAGGAGGGGGGGAGGAGGCGGAGGAGUGGGUUGUUGGGGGGCGGAAGAGGAAGAGGCAUCACGAGAGGGAGGUUUUGGGGGUGAAGAAGAAGGUUGCUGUUGGUGCUGAGGGGAAGGAUGGGAAGAAGCCGAGCUUGGGGCUUGUGAGUUAUGGUUCGGACAGUGACGAGGACGAGGAUUGA
Molecule: messenger RNA, 714 nt
Organism: Trichoderma reesei QM6a
Lineage: Eukaryota; Fungi; Ascomycota; Sordariomycetes; Hypocreales; Hypocreaceae
Exons: 3
Coding region: 1-714 (237 amino acids)
Cellular component (GO): nucleus
Source: RefSeq, a predicted model, not a curated record